Molecule: messenger RNA, 1638 nt
Organism: Mangifera indica (mango)
Lineage: Eukaryota; Viridiplantae; Streptophyta; Magnoliopsida; Sapindales; Anacardiaceae
Product: probable (S)-N-methylcoclaurine 3'-hydroxylase isozyme 2
Exons: 2
Coding region: 44-1534 (496 amino acids)
Molecular function (GO): iron ion binding; heme binding; monooxygenase activity
Source: RefSeq, a predicted model, not a curated record
UGCAAAUCUCUAAGCACUGCAGUAUUCAUAGACCAAGCAAGCUAUGGCCUCCAUACUCACACCAGUAGAAACUUAUCAUUCUCUUCCUUUCUUGCUCCUACUUCCUCUCUUUCUCUUCGUCUUGAAGCACAAAUUCUCCAAAAAUCCAGUCAGAAUUAGACUCCCACCAGGUCCUAAACCCUGGCCUAUCAUAGGAAACCUACCUCUUAUUGGCGACAACCCUCACGUCUCAUUCGCCCAAAUUUCCAAAACUCAUGGUCCCCUCAUUUCUGUCCGUCUUGGAACUCAACUUGUCGUUGUCGGCUCCUCCCCGGCCGCUGCAGAAGCCAUACUCAAAACCCACGACAGGGAACUCUCAGGCAGGCACGUGCCAUAUGUUUCAUUCGCAAGAGAACCUAUGUACAAUAGGGACUCAAUUGCUUGGACCUUCGAGUGCACUGAACAGUGGAAGAAUUCCCGAAAUCUCAUGAGAACUGAACUUUUCGGGUCGAAAAUCGUUGAUAGCCAGUUCCGUAUAAGAGAAGAAAAGAUUGGUGAACUGGUGGAGUUUCUGGGUUCAAAGCUGGGAGAAUCGGUGCAAAUUCGAGAAGUCUUGUUUGUUACCACGUUUAACUCCUUUUCAAACAUUCACUUAUCAAAAGAUUUUCUAGCUUUCGGAGGAGGAGAAAGUAGAAGAAUGAGCAGGCUUGUAAGGGACAUGAUGGAGCUUUGGACAGCACCGAAUAUUUCAGAUUUCUUUCCAAUAUUGAGUGGGUUGGAUCUUCAGGGUCUGAGGAAGAUGGCCGAUGAAUGCGUUAAGAAAAUGUGUGCCAUUUGGGACAGCGCUAUAAAAGAGAGAAGAGGACGCCAUCAGAGUAACCAUAGAGAUUUCUUGGACGUUUUGCUUGAAAGCGGAUUUUCCGAUGAGCAAAUCAGUUUACUAUUCGUGGAACUCUUGGCUGCAGUGUCUGAUGGUACCGCCUCAACAGUGGAAUGGGCAAUGACGGAACUCUUGAAGAACCCUGGAGCCAUGAAUAAGAUUCGCGAAGAACUUGAACAACAGAUCGCUGAAGACUUCGUAAGAGAGGAAGAUUUGGUGAAGCUUCCUUACUUGUAUGCAUGCGUCAAGGAAACUCUGAGAUUACACCCUCCAGCGCCGCUUCUGCUUCCACAUAGAGCCAUCGAAGACUGCAAGGUGAUGCAGUAUACAAUCCCAAAAGACACUCAAGUUUUUGUGAACGUAUGGGCAAUCGCAAGAGACCCAACCAUUUGGGAAACGCCUUUGAGCUUUAAACCAGAGAGGUUCCUUAAUUCUAACGUAAGUUACAAAGGAAAUGAUUUUCAGUACCUGCCGUUUGGCAGUGGAAGGAAGAUUUGUGCAGGCAUGCCGAUGGCCAUAAGGCAAGUUCAAAUGACUUUGGCAUCUUUAGUUCAUAAAUUCGAGUGGUGUCUUCCAGAUACAGUGAAACCUGAAGAGAUCGACAUGAAUGAAAAAUUUGGUGUGACAUUGUUAAAGCUGAAUCCUCUUGUUGUAAUUCCGAAAGCAAGGAAAUGAUUCAGCCAGGUUCUCAACCUGGUGCAAAAUAACCAUGAUAAUAAUUUCCUUUGCUCAUGUUACCGAAUAAAAAAAGUAUAAUCCUAACUUAUUAUAUUAUUAAA